Porites lobata is the source of this 1151-nucleotide messenger RNA. Lineage: Eukaryota; Metazoa; Cnidaria; Anthozoa; Scleractinia; Poritidae. The record is from the annotation of a GenBank genome assembly.
AUGUUUUCUUUAACAUUUUUAGCACGAGUUUUAUGCUUCUGUAAUUCACCUUCGUGCCCACAAGCAGUCUGCGAAUCAAGUCAGAGGUGUUUCACCAAACUACGCAAAGAAGCCAAGGAUGAUGGGAACGUUUCGUCGAGUGUUUUGUACGGAUGCAGCGAGGAGUUAAAUUCAAGUGGCGUCUGCACGGAGUCUUCCUUUAUGUUGUGCUGUGAUAGACAGCUCUGUAAUAUGCCAAACAUGUUAAGAAGUAAGUGUUUCUAUAAGAAAGAUGUUACUUUUUCCACUCAGUAACACAGGUGACUCGAGUACUCCAAACUGAACUCGAACCUAUGCGGACCUUUAGGUUACUAGUCCAGAUGCUGCACCAGUCCACUUAGCCAAAAGAAACUAGUGGGAGGGGAAGCCACCAAACUAGUUUCAUGUGACAAACAUCCUGCAUACUGCUAGGACUGGAAUGUCGAUAAGUAUUUCGAAUAAAGAAACGUUUAACGAAGGAACUACGAAACAAACCAGAACAAAACUAAAGAUUUUGGGUGAGUUGAUUUGCCAGACGAGUGAUGGCACAACGACAUAAGGACAGUAAUUCAAGAUCGUCAUUUUUCAGUAAACUAAAUUAAUUAUUUUGCAAAAGGGAAAAAAACAGCCUUCAUAUAGAUGUAAAUGUGGUUUGCGAAUUUAUGGGAGCUUUUUCUUUCCUCAAAAACAUCAAAACAUGCUUGUUUUCUCCUCUUAAAAUAUUUGAAGUCGAAUUUGUGGGCGUCUUAUUUGUUGCUUAUUAAUUUUUUCGAAAUUUUAUUUCAGAAGUAACAAACUUCCAUCAAAGAAGAUAUGCCUUGCAUACCACGCAAGCCCCAAAGGUCAACAAAAAUGUAUCGUGUGCGUGUUCAUCUUCUUCGCCUGCAAUGCGUGUGGCCAGCGUGGCAGCGCCGAGCGUGUUGAUUUUAACUGUUGUCCUUUUGUCAUUAGCAAUGUGUCGUAAAAUGUCUCAUUACCAGAGGAAGAAAAAUGCGCAGAUGAAAAGCAAUGUAAAGUUAAAAGACAGGGGAAGCUCCGAGGACUUGGAUAUCCCACAAUUCGUUGCAACGCGAAGCACAAGUAUGAGCUCAUCAGAGUACAAAGAAUUAGUUUCCAAUCCUUAUAGCGUUUAA